Messenger RNA from Drosophila teissieri, 4879 nucleotides. RefSeq names its product aminopeptidase N. Gene Ontology annotation, cellular component: cytoplasm. Gene Ontology annotation, molecular function: zinc ion binding; peptide binding; metalloaminopeptidase activity. The transcript is spliced from 12 exons. Gene Ontology annotation, biological process: proteolysis; peptide catabolic process. The record is from RefSeq and is a predicted model, not a curated record. Lineage: Eukaryota; Metazoa; Arthropoda; Insecta; Diptera; Drosophilidae. The coding region runs from base 879 to 4091 and encodes 1070 amino acids.
UGAAACGCGACGGUUUUGUUUCUUCGCAGCGCGGGUGCUACCAAAAAAUAUUUGAGAAAUAAUAAAAGUGCCGACCGCUCGCGAGUUUUGUUUUUGGCCAAAAGCGAUUGCUAUAACGCUUAUUUGAUUAACUUGAAAAAAAUCAGAAAAAUGCCCAACAAGCUGUAAGGAAAUCCUACAAAUUGUGUUGUGUCAGCCAAGUGGAAAAUUCAAACGAGGCCCAAGAAGACAACGUCGCUGAGGGAGAACUGUUAGCAGGAGGCCAAGCCCAAAAAAGCGAGGACAAUAGUGGAGGAGCGUGGAUCCAUGCAAAUUCUGGUGAAAUCUCUUCGCUGGAGCUAAAGUUGCAGCUCGAAGAUCCAACUGGCAGAUAGAUUUGCUCUCGGAGAGCACAUUUCCGCACUUGGUGGGACAGUGGGACGAGAUUGUUUGUAUACUCGAAUAAUACCGCAUCCAACCAGCCGAGAUGCACACGAUGAUGCCCGGCCACUUGCACGCCAUAGAUCUUUGAGGCCAGGCCUGCGAUAUUUGGAGUGCACUGCUGCUGGUGCCGCAAUCGGCGGAUAAAUUGUAAUAAAUAGCCAGACAACCGAAUACUUGGCACAAAAAUAAAUACGAAUAAUAAGAAUCGAAAACGAGGCACGCGGAACGAACAGCGCUCCGCACGCAUUGCAACAGAGAUUGUUGGCUUCGUAUCCAUUCGAGGUGUGGAGUGCAUUGGCCAGUCCGUUGGGGUCGUAAUCCCCAUACCACCACAUCACCAUCACUAUUGCCACUUUCUGGACUUCUUCUGACUCCACAGAGACGUAGGUCGCGGCCAGAAAGUGUUCCAGGGCAGAGGCAAUCGCAACCGGAGCGAGGUGUACACUUUUGGCACCAUGGAGGGCGGUUACGUCAACGAAGGCGGUCAGCUGAAGACCAAGAAUGGCCAAAAGUAUGUUUUCAAUGGCCCUCCAUCGGGGGUUUAUGUUUCCAAAGCCUGCCUGAUCAUCGCUGCCUUCAUCACCGUGCUGGCCCUACUCUUCACCAUUGCCAUUACCUAUUUUGUGACCAGGCAGGGAUUGCAUCCCAAGGAAGUGACUCCCAGUUGCAUCACCGCCGAUCACCACGAUGCGAAUGGUACGCCCAUCCAAACCGCCGGCUGGGUGAGCAUUAAUUCCCCGCCGCCCUUGGAUGCGGCCACGCCCACUCCAAUGCCAACUCCCACACCUACGACCACACCCACCAUAACCACAACCUUGGCCAGCAUGGCCGCGUCGAGUGCGAAGCCCGAAACAAGGAUGGUGGAUCCGAAAGUGGGUGACAUUCCGGCGGUGGAGCCGCCAGCAGAAGUCGAGGAUAACACGACCAAGCCCAUCAAUCGUCCGCUUAAGCUCUACGAAGGAUGGCGACCACUUCACUAUAGCCUUCUGAUUGAGCCAAGUGUGGAAACAUCGACCAGCAAUGGCAGCCUGACCAUCGAGAUCGAGCGGGACGUGGCCAAGGUGACCAGCUGGGAGCCCAUCGUGCUCGACGUGCACAACGUGAGCAUCUCCAAUGUCCGGGUGAUCCGCGCUCUGCCCGAUGGGGCCAGCAAUGCCAGCGAGGAACAGGACUUGGAUUUCGACAGCGACUACGGUGAGGAUAAUGCCACGUUCGUGAUCAAUCUGGGCAAGGCAUUGGCGGCGGAGACCCAGCUGAGAGUGCUGCUCAGUCUGGAUUUCGUCAGCCAGGUGACGGACACACUGCAGGGCGUCUACAAGACCAGCUACACCAAUCCGGACACCAAACAAGAAGAGUGGAUGAUAAGCACUCAGUUCUCGCCCGUGGAUGCCCGACGCGCUUUUCCCUGCUUCGAUCGUCCGGACAUGAAGGCCAACUUCUCGAUCAGCAUAGUCAGACCCGCGCAGUUCAAGAUGGCCCUGUCCAACAUGCCCAGGUCGAGCACCACUCGCCAUCGCCGUGGUUACACCAGGGACGAUUUCCAGACGACGCCAAAGAUGCCCACAUAUCUGGUGGCCUUCAUUGUGUCCAACAUGGUGGACUCGCGGCUGGCCAGUGAGGACAGUGGGAUGACGCCGCGAGUGGAGAUCUGGACGCGACCCCAGUUCGUGGGUAUGACGCACUAUGCGUACAAGAUGGUGCGCAAGUUCCUGCCCUACUACGAGGACUUCUUUGGCAUCAAGAACAAGCUGCCCAAAAUCGAUCUGGUGUCCGUGCCGGACUUUGGAUUCGCUGCCAUGGAGAACUGGGGCCUCAUAACCUUCCGCGACUCGGCGCUCCUGGUGCCCGAGGAUCUGCAGCUGGCCUCCUCCUCGGAGCACAUGCAGGUGGUGGCCGGCAUCAUUGCGCACGAGCUGGCCCACCAGUGGUUCGGCAAUCUGGUGACCCCGAAGUGGUGGGAUGAUCUGUGGCUGAAGGAGGGCUUCGCCUGCUACAUGAGCUACAAGGCACUGGAGCACGCGCACCCGGAGUUCCAGAGCAUGGACACGCUGACCAUGCUGGAGUUCAAGGAGUCGAUGGAGCACGAUGCGGACAACACCUCGCACGCCAUAUCCUUCGAUGUGCGCUCCACCAACGAUGUCAGGCGGAUUUUCGAUCCCAUCAGCUACUCAAAGGGCACCAUUCUGCUGCGCAUGCUCAACUCGAUUGUGGGCGAUGUGGCCUUCCGGUCGGCCACUCGGGAUCUUCUGAAGAAGUUCGCCUAUGGCAACGUGGACAGAGAUGAUCUGUGGGCCAUGCUCACGCAUCAUGGCCACGAAGAGGGCACUCUGCCCAAGGAUCUGAGUGUCAAGCAGAUCAUGGACUCGUGGAUCACCCAGCCCGGCUAUCCGGUUGUCAAUGUGGAGCGUCGUGGUGCCGAUCUCGUGCUGCGCCAGGAGCGCUAUCUGCUGCCCUCCAAGAACACUGCGGAUCUGAGCACCUGGUUCAUACCCAUCACCUUCGAGACGGAUGAGCUGCGCAAGGGCGACAACAUACCCACCCACUGGAUGAGGAGCGAGGACGAGGAGGAGCUCAUCGUGGGCAAUGUCUUCACGCACAACAGCAACAGCGACAACGUGAUCUAUCUGAAUCUCAACCGACAGGGCUACUAUCGGGUCAACUACGAUAUGACCUCCUGGCUGGCGCUCAAGAAGAACUUCAGCACCCUGCCCAGGAUCACAAGGGCUCAGUUGCUGGACGAUGCACUGCAUCUGUCGCAGGCGGAAUACCUUACCUACGACAUACCAUUGACCUUCCUCAUGGAGCUGUUCGAUGCUGUGGAUGAUGAGCUGCUGUGGAUUGCCGCCAAGCCUGGUCUCAACUAUCUGAUCUACAACCUGAAGCGGGAGCCUGCCUACGAGACUUUCAGGGCCUUCAUGAAAUUCAUCGUACGUCCCGCCUUUGAUCACUAUGGCCUGAAUGAGCCGGACAACGAGUCGCACUUGCAACUGAAGCACCGCGCCUUGGUGGCCUACUUCGCCUGCAAGUUCAACUACGAUCGCUGCACCCAGAAGGCGCAGAUGAAGUUCCGCGAGUGGAUGCGCGAUCCCAAAAACAAUCCCAUUAAGCCAAACCUCAAGUCUGUGAUCUACUGCACCUCCUUGGCGGAGGGCUCCUCGCCGGAAUGGUAUUUCGCCUACAAGCAGUACAAGACAACCACCAGCGCUUCUGAGAAGGAGGAGAUACUGACCUCGCUGGGCUGCACCACCAAGCCCUGGCUGCUGUCCAAGUACCUCAACAUGACCAUCAAUCCUACGUCGGGCAUAUUGAAACAGGAUGGCGCCUUGGCCUUCCGCGCAGUGGCCUCCAAUGCCAUUGGUCAUGAGAUCGCCUUCGACUUUCUGCAGGGAAACAUAAAGGAGAUUGCCGAAUACUAUGGCGAUGGCUUCUCCACGCUGUCCGAGAUGAUCAAGUCGCUGACCAUCUACAUGAACAAGGACUACCACAAGCACCAGCUGCUGGACUUGGCCGCCACCUGCCGCAAACUGGGACUACAUGCCGUGGAAUCGGCCAUCGAGUUGGCCCUGGAGCAGGUGAACAACAACAUCUACUGGCGCAGUCACUCGUACCACAGCCUGAAGAACUUCCUUGAGGGAAUUGUCAGCGAGUUCCAGAUCAACAUCUUUUAGGAGAACAUAUGGAAAAUGGGGGGGAAGAACUCAAAUUGAUUUCAACCAAAAACGCGAUUUAGUUAUUGUAACUAUUACCAUUAUUUGUAUUCGUGCAAAGGCCUCAAAUUAAUUUAAUCAAACGAAUUAUUUGCGAAAAGUGAUAUAAACGUGUAAGUUAGCCAGCAUAAUGUAGGUAACCGAUUUACUUUUUGCAAUUGUAUAUUUAUUUAUUUGUAAGUCUCGCUUCUCUUCUGCUUUUUGGCAUUGCUCUGCAACGUUCCUACUAAAAAUAGAAAGCAAUCGGAAAAUACAUAGUUCGAAUAACUCCCAUUCAUCACUGCAGGCAUCAGUUUAAGUCCACAACACAAUAUCUGCCACGAAAUAUCUAAAAAGUAAAACCUGUAUUAUCUAUAUCUAAACUUAUGAUUGUCAAGUACUUUGUGUUCGCACACCUUUAGAUCCUAAGUGAAUCAAUCUAGCACUAAGUGAACCAAAAAUCUAUUUUGUAGUCGAUCCAAUCAAGGUGUUUAAAGGUCCUGGGAGGAAACGGAAGGUGGGGAAACUUCGAGCGCGGGAAGAUAUUGAAACUGAGUGUCCUUAGUACAUGGUUUAAAUUGUUUGCUAAAGCAAUAGUAGUACACACACAUACACACAAAUAUAUUUAUUAAUGUACGAGUACCUAUUAUGUAUUUUGUAAAGCCCAACACAGAAAUACUUGUAUCGCUGCUGCACAACCAUGUAAAUAAGUUUUAAAGCUUACACUAAACACUUAAAUAAACUAUGUAUUUACGUAAUUUUAUUCAAAA